CUAAAAGAUAGUUGAAACGAAAUAAUAUUGGAUUGCAAAAUGCUUCUUGUUUUUUCUUGUCUCUUUGUCCCGAGAUACUACAUUAACUACCUGUGUUGAUAAAGUUGGUUUUAAUCCACUUACUUUAGAUGCCUGGAUUAAAUGACUCAAAAAGAAAUCAAAUAAUCUUAUUCCAAUUUUUACAUGAAGCUUCGUUAUUAAAUAAUGAUUUAGUCUUAAUAAAGCUACAAUCUAACCAUAACCUUCAUACUUCAGGAAGAUAAAAUAUGGAACAAAAUGAGAAAGACCCUCUAAUUAAAGUUUCUUCUGGCUCAUUGUCCUAUAGGACAGAAGAAGUAGUGACAACGAAUGAUGAAACGAAUGCUGAAUCAAGUUCAUGGCCUCCAAGAAAACAGAAUAGAAGUACAGAAACCGUUGCUGUUGGUUCUCUGGAUGUACUAUCUGCUAAAUACGAAAGCCUCGACUAUGAGGUAUGUGAAAACCAUCUAUUCCUCGAAGAGGAAAGGAAAACAGGAUACUCAUUUUAUAUAAGGAAAAAUGUUGCCAGAUGGUUUAUUUUUUUAUUGAUAGGAGUAUGCACAGCAAUUCUUGGUGUCAUAAUAGAUAUCACCAUUGACGUGCUAUCUCAUAUUAAAUAUGGCUACAUUAAAGAUUAUAUUGACCAUUGUUUGACUGAAGACUGCUUAUAUGUGCCUUAUCUUGUGUGGUUAGGAUUCAAUGUUGGAAUUGUUUUAAUCGGGUCAUUUCUGGUGGCUUUUGUCGAGCCGGUUGCUGCUGGAAGUGGUAUUCCACAAGUUAAAUGUUAUCUAAAUGGAGUUAAUAUGCCUCGCCUGCUUCGUAUCAAGACUCUUGUGGUAAAGGUUAUAGGUGUUAUUUCAACAGUCGCAGGAGGACUUGCUGGGGGAAAGGAAGGACCCAUGAUUCAUGCAGGAGCUGUUGUUGCUGCUGGUCUCUCUCAAGGAAAAAGCAGUUCUGCUAAUAAAGACUUUGGGUUUUUUUAUUACUUUAGAGAAGAUCAUGAAAAACGAGACUUUGUCUCAGGGGGAGCAGCUGCAGGUGUAGCCGCAGCUUUUGGUGCUCCUGUUGGCGGUGUUCUGUUUAGUCUUGAGGAAGGAAGCAGUUUUUGGAAUCAAAGCUUGACUUGGAGGAUAUUUUUUGCUUCAUCAGUUUGUACAUUUACCCUAAAUAUAAUUCUAAGUAGCUACCAUGGUCAUCCAGGAGAGCUGAACUACUAUGGUUUACUAAAUUUUGGACAUUUUGAAAAUCUGAAUUAUGAGCUAUUUGAACUUCUGCUCUUUUGUUUCAUGGGAGUAAUUGGUGGUAUAUUAGGCUCUGUUUAUACUUAUGUUAAUUACAAAUUAACUGUAUUUCGCAUGAGGUACAUUAAAGCUAGAAUCCUGAAAGUAUUGGAAGCUUGCUUCGUAGCCGCUGUGAGUGCGACUGUUGGUUUAUUAAUGAUAUAUACACUAGAUGAUUGCAAACCUUUGGGACAAGAUCCAACCGAGCAUCCUGUUCAGAUGUACUGUAGAGAUAAUGAGUACAACUCCAUUGCUGCACUGUGGCUUCAGGUACCAGAAGCUAGUGUCAGGUCUCUCUUUCAUGAUCCUCCAGCUUCACAUGAUCCUUGGACAUUGCUACUCUUCAUGGUCAUUUACUUUAUUUUAUCUAUCUGGACAUAUGGACUCAGCGUAUCAGCUGGUAUCUUCAUUCCAACUCUUCUUACUGGAGCAGCUUGGGGCAGGGUCAUCGGUAUUUUAAUUGGUUACAUUUAUCCUAAUGCGACUUGGUUAGAUCCUGGAAAGUAUGCUCUCAUUGGAGCUGCUGCUCAGUUGGGAGGUGUUGUUAGAAUGACAAUCAGUUUAACAGUUAUCUUAAUUGAAGCAACAGGAAAUAUCACUUUUGGAUUACCUCUAAUGAUGACACUUAUGACUGCAAAGUGGGUCGGUGAAUUUUUUUGUGAGGGUUUUUAUGAUGUACACAUCCAUCUGCAAGCAGUUCCGCUGUUAGACUGGGAUCCACCACCCCUAUCAUCCAAUUUAUUUGCUAGUGAAGUAAUGGGCUAUCCAGUAGUCGUAUUACCUACGAUUGUUAAAGUUUCAAAGUUGGUGGAAAUUUUAUCUUCUGAAACUUAUUGUGGAUUUCCUGUUGUUGAUAAAAUUACAAAUGAGUCUUCACAGCCUUCAUUACUGUAUAGUCUAAUGGAAUCAGGUGGUAAACUACGUGGACUUAUCUUAAGAUCGCAAUUGUUAAUUAUUCUUAAGAACAAAUUGUACAUAGAAAGUGACGAAACUUGGAAUCACCAAAAUUUGGGACGUAACCUUUUCAGGCAUCACUAUCCAAGAUAUCCUACAAUUAAGGAUAUCUAUAUACCUGAGGAAGAAAUGAAUUUCACUAUUGAUUUACGGCCAUACAUGAAUCCUUCACCUUAUACAGCGCAACAUGUGGCAUCAUUGCCUCGCAUUUUUAGACUGUUUCGAGCAUUGGGUCUUCGUCACUUGAUAAUCGUGAAUGAUUCAAACGACGUAAUUGGUAUGGUGACGAGGAAAGAUUUGGCUAGGUACAGAGUUUGGAGACAUCUAGGACAUAUGGGAUUGGAAGAGCUUAAAAUAUCUGAUAAAAUCUGAUUUCAUAAAUAUUGUUAAAUUUUUUUUUAUUGAUUCGUAAAAGUUUGUCUAUAUACCCCAGGUAAACAGGAACAAAAAAAAAACCAACUUCAGAGUUGCUACUUGUUUUGUUGUACCUUAAACGUUUGUACUACCACUAAGAUUAUUUGAGAACGGAUAUUUUUGACCAUGGUAUUUAUAGAGUAUCAUAUAUGAUUUAUGAAUAUUAGUACUUAUGCUUGUAUAUCCACAGGGUUCAUUCCAUAUAUAUUUAUAUGAUAUAUAGUUAAUUGUAUUAUAGCACAUUAAACAAAAACUUGAAGAUGAAUAGAUUAGUGAAAUUUGAGACUAUCAAAGUUUAGGCCUUACAAUAAGUCGUAGUCGUAACAUUGAAAAUCAUAUUGGUACUUCUAGUCGAAAUGAAUUAGUCCUAUAAGUUUUGGUUUAUGAAUUAAGAUACGUAGAAUGAUAUAUUUAACUUCGCUGUACGUAUCACUUUUGUUAAAUUGCAUAUAUAUUUUUCAAACUAGUUUCUAAUGUAAAGUGAUAAUUUAGGCGUUAGAGCAAAUAAUAAACACUUGUCAUUGAAGUGACACUGUAAUGAUACACCAAUUUUAGGUUUAAUAUUUCUUACUGUCAGUACAUUAAAAGGGAGAAUAUCAUAUACACCAAAAUUACUUAAAAUAAAUGUUGGUGUAUGAUAUUUAAUAUAUAUAUAUGUUUUUACUAUCAAACCACAGUAUAGUAAGUCCUUUAGAUAAGUUGAAAAAAAUAAUAAUAAAUUUUUAUACUUUUAGGGUUGCUUGUUCUUAUGUAUGGAUUUAUUCUUACCUAACUCUGGAAUUUAACUGUUUUGGGUUUAUUUUAUUCUGAAACUUAUAUUCUCUCAAUUUAGUCUGAGAUAGGUUAUGUUCAUUUAAAAAUUAUGCAUAAGUCUUGACACAGUAAUAAGCCAUUCUUUUUUUUUUUU
Nezara viridula (southern green stink bug) is the source of this 3573-nucleotide messenger RNA. The record is from the annotation of a GenBank genome assembly. NCBI's taxonomy places the organism in Eukaryota, Metazoa, Arthropoda, Insecta, Hemiptera, Pentatomidae.